Messenger RNA from Morus notabilis, 2676 nucleotides. Its product is annotated as endonuclease MutS2. The transcript is spliced from 19 exons. Gene Ontology annotation, biological process: negative regulation of DNA recombination; mismatch repair. Bases 20 to 2452 code for a protein of 810 amino acids. The record is from RefSeq and is a predicted model, not a curated record. Lineage: Eukaryota; Viridiplantae; Streptophyta; Magnoliopsida; Rosales; Moraceae. Gene Ontology annotation, molecular function: ATP hydrolysis activity; ATP binding; mismatched DNA binding.
AUAUUUGAACACAGAAGAAAUGCUCUUAUCUCCUACCUUUGUCAAUCCCAUCUCCAUCUCCAUUUCCAUAUCCUUCGCUCCCACCAUUAACAGGCGUGUUUCCAUCGGACUCAGCUUCAAGCGUAGAGCUUCUUUCGUCGCGAACUUGUCGCCGUCGUUUUCCGACCGGAACAAGCCGUCGGUUCACUACCAUACUCUCAGAGUCUUGGAAUGGGACAAGCUCUGCGACUCCGUCGCCUCCUUCGCCCGCACUUCCCUCGGCCGCCAAGCCACCAAGGAGCAACUCUGGUCUUUGGAUCAGAAUUACGAGGAAAGUCUGAGGCUUUUGGACGAGACCAAUGCUGCUGUCGAGAUUAUCAAGCACGGUGGUUGUUCCUUGGAUUUCACCGGCGUUGAUGUCCUUCUGGUGCAAUCUGCUAUCCGGCAUGCUCGGAGGACUUCACCGGUUGAGGGGAGUGAAGCAAUUGCUGUUGUGUCUCUCCUAAAGUAUGCUGAUGCUCUGCAAGUUAGCUUGAAAGCCGCACUCAAGGAAGAUGCGGAUUGGUACAGAUGUUUCAUGCCUCUGACAGAAGUGAUACUGGGGUUCGUGGUAAAUCGGUCAUUAGUUAAGUUGAUACAGCAAGUUGUUGAUGAAGAUGGCUCUGUUAAAGACUCUGCGAGUUCUAACGUAAAGAGAGCCCGUGAACAAGUACGGACACUGGAGAGAAAGGUGUAUCAGCUGCUGGACAGCCUAAUUAGAAACACAAAGAAUGAUACAUCCUUAAUGGAAGUGUGUAACAUUGAUGGCAGGUGGUGCAUAAAAUCAAGUGCCUAUCAACAGACAAGUUUUAAUGGUCUUUUAUUGUCCAGUAAUUCAGGCGUUGGAAGCAUUGUAGAGCCACUCUCUGCUGUUUCUUUAAAUGAUGAGUUGCAACAAGCCAGGGCAUCAGUGGCUAAAGCCGAGGCAGAUGCACUCUCAAUGCUAACAUCAAAGAUGCAAAAGGAUCUUGAUGAUAUCGAGAUGCUAUUGCACAGUAUCAUCCAACUGGAUGUGGUCAAUGCCCGGGCAACUUAUGGUCUUUCAUAUGGAGGUUCGUGCCCCAGUAUAUUUCUGCCAAAAGGAAACGACAAUGUUACUGCUUCUAUCUAUUUGUCAGAAAACAAUGUUUCGAACACAUCGUUACCCAGUAAGAGGGAAUGGGUGUUGUAUAUGCCAAAAGCUUAUCAUCCUUUGCUACUCCAGCAGCAUAGGCAAAAUUUACGGAAAGCCAAGAAGGAUUCCAAAAAUGCUUCUGCGGUUGCGGCGCUCGAACAAGCACGUCCAGUUCCAGUUGAUUGUUUUAUAGCAGAAAAAACUCGAGUUUUGGUUAUAACUGGUCCUAAUACUGGUGGUAAAACUAUUUGCUUAAAGACAAUAGGAUUGGCUUCUCUGAUGGCAAAAUCAGGCCUUUAUGUUUUAUCUUCUGAAUCAGUACAAAUUCCUUGUUUUGAUUCUGUUCUUGCUGACAUUGGUGAUGAACAAUCCUUGUCCCAAUCUUUGUCAACCUUCUCCGGCCACUUGAAACAAAUAAGUGACAUUCAAUCACACUCAACUAGUCAGUCACUAGUACUACUAGAUGAGGUUGGUGCUGGAACAAAUCCCCUAGAAGGAGCAGCAUUAGGAAUGUCACUGUUGGAAUCUUUUGCUGAAACUGGUUGUCUGCUGACUAUAGCUACGACACAUCAUGGGGAACUUAAAACCCUGAAAUACAGUAAUGACGCCUUUGAAAAUGCAUGUAUGGAGUUUGAUGAAGUGAACCUUAAGCCAACUUACAAGAUUCUCUGGGGAGUACCAGGGCGUUCAAAUGCAAUCAACAUAGCUGAAAGGUUAGGACUUCCAAGCAUAGUGGUGGAAAAGGCUCGUGAACUGUAUGGUGUGGCUAGUGCAGAGAUAGACGAGAUCAUACUUGAUAUGGAAAGGUUAAAACAAGAAUAUCAAGAGCUUUUAGAGGAAUCGCAGCAUCAUCUAAUGCUCUCGAGGGAUCUUCAUGAAAAACUUUUGGUCGUGAGAACAAAAAUCAUGAAACAUGCCGCUGAACAAAGGUCCUGGAAGAUGCGUGUCAUAUCUGAGGCUGCUUCAAGGUCACGUUCUAUCCUUCACUGGAAAGUGCGAGAACGUCGUGAGUCGGCAAUUCGACCCUUGAACUUACAGACAGCUAAAGCUGAUCAUAAAAGCAACCACGAAACAGCAACCAGCUCCCAGAACACCCCUUCUGAUGAAUCUCCAAAAGCAUAUAGCAAUUCACCCUCUGUCGCUGAAGAUGCCAAGCAAUCACCAUCAGGAAAAUACAAGCCCCCCAAGGUUGGUGAUAUGGUAUAUAUUACUUCCCUCCGAAAGAAAGGAACAGUUCUAAGAGUUGAUCAAUUUAAAGAACUUUUAGUUCAAGCUGGUAGUAUGAAGUUGAAAUUGAAACCGAGUGAUAUUGAGACGUAAGCGGCUCUGAUAUGUGCAUAUGUAAAUGCAUGUUCACAUCGACAGGCAGUUUAGAUGGCGUGUCAUCUCAUUCCUUUAUCUAAAUUAUCAAAUUAUUAACAAUGAGUUUAGACGUUGUUAACUGUCUUGUAAAGCAUGUGUAAACUGUGGGGAUAAGAUUAACGAUUACGACAUGAAUCAGAAACUUGGUUUUUGAACAGAAAGUUGCUGAAGAAAAUGGAAAA